UGUGUGACGUUGUAGCCCCCUGCCUUUAGUGAAGAAGGUUUAUUUUGGCUUCUCCUGUUUCCCAGUCUCCGCCAUUAGUGACACAGGAAGAGUAGCACAGUGGAUAAUGGGGAUUAAAAUGGUUUAAAAAUCUGAAAAGGAGCGGGCGGAAAGCCGAUAAUUUUUGUUUUUAUUGAGGGGUUUCCACACGAUAAUGAGGUCAGGGUGGGGAAUGGCAAACGCAAUUAAAGAAGGGUUUCGGAAUUAACGGAGUAAAUACGGAUCUGGGAAAGCUCGUGAGGACUGGGACUGGCCAGCUCGGGGAAGGUUUGUUGUGGUUGAGCACCAGGGAGAGGAGUGUAAACACAGGAAAAGCCUGACUCCUGCCCUACCUCCACCAAGCAACUGUCGGACGAUGACCGAGCUGGGGGUGAAGUGGGCCUGCGAGUACUGCACGUACGAGAACUGGCCGUCGGCCAUCAAGUGCACCAUGUGCCGCGCCCAGAGGCCCAGCGGCACCAUCAUCACCGAGGAGCCCUUCAAGAGCGGGCCCGGCCUGGACGGCGGGCGCGAGUGGGACCCGCCGGGCACCGAGGGCGGGAGCGCCCCCCUGCUCAUCUGCCCGGACUCCAGCGCCCGGCCCCGCGUCCGGCCGCCGGGCACCUCCGAGCCCAGCAGCAAGUGGUCCUGCCACAUGUGCACCUACCUGAACUGGCCCCGGGCCAUCCGCUGCACCCAGUGCCUGUGCCAGCGCCAGCGCGCCCGCAGCCCCACGGACUCCUCCCCGCAGACCUCCGGGUCCGGGUCACGGCCCGGCCCGCCCCCUCAGGACCCCUGCGAGGAGUACAACGACCGCAACCGGCUCAACACGCGGGCCCAGCACUGGACUUGCGCCGCCUGCACGUACGAGAACUGGCCCAAGACCAGGAAGUGCGUGGUGUGCGACCACCCCAGGCCCAACGCCCCGGAGGCCAUCGAGCUGGCCGAGCCGGGGGACCCGUCCGCCGUCAUCAACGAGGAGGACCGCGCCCGCUGGAGGAGCAGCUGCAGCGGGGGCCAGCGGCGCUCGCCCCCCACCUCCAAGAGGGAGUCCGAGGUCAAGAUGGACUUCCAGAGGAUCGAGCUGGCGGCCGGAGCGGUCGGGAGCAAGGAGGAGCAGGAGGUGGACUUCAAAAAGCUCAAACAGAUCAAGAACAGGAUGAGGAAGACGGACUGGCUGUUCCUGAACGCGUGCGCAGGUGUGGUGGAGGGGGACCUGGCGGCGGUGGAGGCGUACAAGUCGUCCGGGGGGGACAUCGCCCGACAGAUGACGGCCGACGAGGUGCGCCUCUUGAACCGCCCCUCGGCCUUCGACGACGGCUUCACCCUGGUGCACCUGGCCAUUCGCUUCCAGAGGCAGGACAUGCUGGCCAUUCUGCUAACUGAGGUCUCCCAGCAGGCGACCAAGUGCAUCCCGGCCAUGGUGUGCCCCGAGCUGACGGAGCAGAUCCGGCGGGAGAUCGCCGCCUCCCUGCACCAGCGCAAGGGCGACUUCGCCUGCUACUUCCUCACGGACCUGGUCACGUUCACGCUGCCCGCGGAUAUUGAGGACUUGCCUCCAACUGUUCAGGAGAAGCUGUUCGAUGAGGUGCUGGACCGUGACGUGCAGAAAGAGCUGGAGGAGGAGUCCCCGAUCAUUAACUGGUCUCUGGAGCUGGGCACGCGAUUGGACAGCAGGCUGUACGCGCUGUGGAACCGCACCGCCGGGGACUGCCUGCUGGACUCGGUGCUGCAGGCCACCUGGGGCAUCUACGACAAGGACUCGGUCCUGCGCAAGACCCUGCACGACAGCCUGCACGACUGCUCGCACUGGUUCUACACGCGCUGGAAGGAGUGGGAGUCGUGGUACUCGCAGAGCUUCGGACUGCACUUCUCCCUGAGGGAGGAGCAGUGGCAGGAGGACUGGGCCUUCAUCCUCUCCCUGGCCAGUCAGCCUGGUGCCAGUUUGGAGCAGACUCACAUUUUUGUUCUUGCACACAUUCUUCGUAGACCAAUCAUAGUUUACGGAGUGAAGUAUUACAAGAGUUUCCGUGGUGAAACGUUAGGGUUCACUCGUUUUCAAGGCGUGUAUUUGCCUUUACUGUGGGAACAGAGCUUUUGCUGGAAAAGCCCCAUCGCCCUUGGCUACACCCGGGGCCACUUCUCCGCACUGGUGGCCAUGGAGAACGACGGCUACGACAAUCGAGGCGCGGGCGCCAACCUCAACACUGACGACGACGUCACCGUCACCUUCCUGCCACUAGUGGACAGCGACCGGAAGCUGCUGCACAUACACUUUCUAUCCGCACAAGAGAUGGGGAACGAGGAGCAGCAGGAGAAGCUGCUGCGGGAGUGGCUGGACUGCUGCGUGACGGACGGCGGCAUGCUGGUGGCCCUGCAGAAGAGCUGCCGCCGGAGGAACCACCCCCUGGUCACCCAGAUGGUGGAGAAGUGGCUGGACGGCUACCGGCAGAUCCGGCCCUGCGCCUCGCUGUCCGACGGCGAGGAGGACGAGGACGACGAGGACGAGUGAGGCCAGGGGGCGGAGCGAGGGCCGAGGGACGCCCUCCACCCCUCCCCCCCCGCGCACCCGUAACCGCCCCGCCACGAAACUCGGAAUCCCCCUCGUAGAGGGACGGUCGGCCCGCCAUUUCAGAAGCACCCAAGACGACAGCUGUUACUGUUACCGCGCAGACGAAAAACAACCUUGGAGCACGAACGCAAGCGAAAACACGCAAGCGGACGAAUGGAAGACUGACAGACCUCUACUUUGCUGCAUAAUAGAACUGGGAUGAAUUGAAAUAAAGGAUUGUAGUUUACGGAGAUGUUAUCCGAAAUAUUUUCUUUCUUUUUUCCUUUUUUUUUUCUCCCCAGGUGUAAAUUUCCAACCGUAAAUGUAAUGCAUGUGGUUGUUUAAGAAAUUAUGUAAUAGGAAAAAUACCAGCAUAAAGAAAGGAAACUUUAUAUCAAUUUAUUAUGGGCACUUACAAAAGCACAUUUUCAAAUGAUGUUUUCCUUAAGAGAUUGUUUUCUUUUUUUUCCCCCACCCCCCUUUGGAGUCGAAGAGUUCUGAUUGGCUCACUUGUUAUCGGGGGGGGUGGGCGCUAGCCAAUGUCAUAGCCCCUGGUCACAUUCUUCCUAAAAGGAGAAAAAUAUAUUUAGGAAAUUGUAUAUUGGAGAGCAAACACUGCACACUUAGUUAAAUUAAAGCAAAUUAGUGUAUGUAUAUAAAUUAUAUAUACAUAUAUACACGCAAAUGUAUUUGUAUAUAGGUAUACCUGCCCAGUUUUGAAAGCAAAUGUGCAAAGGUAAGGUAAGGAAAGGAAUAUCCCAUUUCAGAUUUAAGGUAGUUUGUUUUUCUCUUUAGGGAUGGGGGAUCAUCUGAAUUAGUUUUCUGUCCCUUGUUUACCCUUUUGCAAGCCUUCUGAAAAGAACUUUUUUUUGAGAAAAAGAAUUUCAGAUUAUUUAUUUGUCUGGGAGGGCUAGCGGGCAGAGGUUCUGAUCUCUAUUCUCUCCUGUUUUUGGACUUUUGUUUUUUCUUUUUGUGGUUUUGUUGAUUGUUAAUUCAAUCUUGAAGAAUUUUAUGUUGCACAAAAAAUACAUACUCUUGCUGUGAGGAAAAAAAAAUCUGUAAAAGUUUACUUAUUCAUGUGUGAUUUAGUACCUCAUUUUGAUGUUACAACUUAGGUGCUUAUUUUGUGGGACAAAAGAGAAGUCACCAAUUCAUGUCGACAUGACAAAAAUAAUGCAUUAAUAUUAAAUUAGAAUCACCCACGUCUUGUCCUGUUCUCAUAUUUCUGUUUCUUUUUUUGGUCCUUUUGAUUUCUUUCUAGUGGUCAGAUUAAUCCAUUUAACCCGUCUUCUGAUAUGAGCAUGAGAUCUAUACUUCUAGAAAAGUCUAGAAGGCUCUUAUUAUUUUUGUUGUUUAAUCAGCAAAUGUUUUGAAAUCAUUACACCGGUUCCCAUUCCAUCACUGAGGUGUGGGUGACAGACCUACACCAGACCAGUCAGAUCAUCUUGUUCUUUCACAAAAAAUAUCUAUGUGGGUUAUCAAGCUUUUCUUGGACACCUGUUGUUUUAUCUUGUUUUUGCUGUUUGACAGGUCCGAACAUUCACCAAUGUUUAUUCAUAGUUAUUAAAGAGGAAAGUCCAAAACCAAAGCAAUGGUGGGGUGGGAUUAUAUAUAUAUAUAUAUAUAUAUAUAUAUAUAAUGAGAUUUGAAUAGCGUGCAUUGGUGUUAAUACCAUAGAUGGAAAGUACUGUUCAUGCACUGUUUCCAUGGGAUUCUUUAGUUAAAACGGACACAUAGUUUCAACACUACCUAAUUGUCACUCUGUGUUUAUUAAGUGGAUGCAAAUCUGACAAAAUGGGACACAUAAGUAACAUCAAUACUUGGGUUUUGAGUGAAUGCUUGUGCAGAGGAUGGAUUAUGUGAGGAGAAAUAAAGUUAAGUAUGACGA
Molecule: messenger RNA, 4457 nt
Organism: Anguilla rostrata (American eel)
Lineage: Eukaryota; Metazoa; Chordata; Actinopteri; Anguilliformes; Anguillidae
Gene: zranb1a
Product: zinc finger, RAN-binding domain containing 1a
Exons: 10
Coding region: 395-2530 (711 amino acids)
Biological process (GO): protein deubiquitination involved in ubiquitin-dependent protein catabolic process; positive regulation of Wnt signaling pathway; protein K33-linked deubiquitination
Cellular component (GO): cytoplasm; nucleus
Molecular function (GO): K63-linked polyubiquitin modification-dependent protein binding; cysteine-type deubiquitinase activity
Source: RefSeq, a predicted model, not a curated record